This is a messenger RNA of Mangifera indica (mango), 1962 nucleotides long. Its product is annotated as 2,3-dimethylmalate lyase-like. Lineage: Eukaryota; Viridiplantae; Streptophyta; Magnoliopsida; Sapindales; Anacardiaceae. Gene Ontology annotation, molecular function: catalytic activity. Bases 134 to 1591 code for a protein of 485 amino acids. The transcript is spliced from 9 exons. The record is from RefSeq and is a predicted model, not a curated record.
UUUCAAAAAAAAAACAAAAAAAACUUCUAAAACUUUUCAUUUUCACCCUCGACUCCAUCGAAACUCCACUUUCUCUCAAGUCUUAACCGAAAAUCAUUAGCAAACUCAAACUCCAAACUUCAAAACUCGAACAAUGAAUUCUUCGCUUACACCAACCAGAAAUUUGUAUGCCUGUGAUUCUAACCCAUCACCCUUUCUGAAAUUUAAAGGUCCUCUUUUUUCUCCGAAACGGUCUUUUUUCUUCCCCUCCAGCUCCCCAUUUCAAAAGCUUAACAAAGUAAGGACAGGAAUCCAUCACAGAACCAUCGUAGCUUGUUCGUCGGAGAGAGUUUCUCCGGCCAAAACACUCCGGCAAAUUCUUGAGUUGCCAGGUGUUCAUCAGGGACCCGCUUGUUUCGAUGCUCUCAGUGCUAAGCUCGUUCAAGAUGCCGGCUUUCUUUAUUGUUUCACUAGUGGAUAUUCUAUAUCUGCUGCUCGACUGGCCUUGCCAGACACUGGAUUUUUGUCCUAUGGAGAGAUGGUGGAUCAGGGCCAGCUGAUCACCCAGGCUGUGACGAUUCCUGUUAUAGGGGAUGGUCAGAAUGGUUAUGGUAAUGCAAUGAAUGUUAAGAGAACUGUCAAGGGAUUUAUCAGAGCUGGCUUUGCAGGAAUCAUUCUUGAAGAUCAGGUAUCUCCAAAAGCAUGUGGUCAUACACGUAGCAGGAAAGUGGUGUCUAAAGAAGAAGCAGUGAUGCAAAUAAAAGCAGCAAUUGAUGCUCGGAAAGAAAGUGGCUCUGACAUCGUUAUUGUGGCACGGACUGAUUCUCGUCAAGCAGUGUCUUUGGAGGAAGCACUCUGGAGGUCAAGGGCUUUUGCUGAUGCUGGAGCUGAUGUUCUUUUCAUUGAUGCUCUAGCUUCGAAAGCAGAGAUGAAUGCAUUCUGUGAAAUCUCUCCUCGUGUUCCCAAAUUGGCCAAUAUGCUUGAAGGUGGAGGAAAAACACCAAUUCUUAACCCUCUUGAACUUGAGGAGGUUGGAUUUAAACUCGUGAUUUACCCACUUUCCUUGAUAGGAGUAUCUAUUCGAGCAAUGCAGGAUGCACUGGCUGCAAUUAAAGGAGGCCGGAUACCUCCUCCAGGGAGUAUGCCAUCUUUCGAAGAACUGAAAGAACUCUUAGGUUUCAAUGCUUAUCACGAAGAGGAGAAGCUGUAUGCCACUACUCGUCGCUCAGUUUCUGAGAAAGUUACUCAAUACAGUAGACAACCAAGGGUUCAAGAUGAUACAGCAAGGAGUGGCCGAAGUCUCUCAAAUCCUGCUGUUGAAGUUAUAACUCCUGAAGUAAUGAAUAACUAUGGUGCAGAUGGUUCAAGGAGCCCCUUAAAUGGGAUCUGGUCUCGGACACUGAGAAUCAAAAUAACUGGUAGAGAUGGAUUUGAGAGGCUCGACGUUAGAAUUCCUGCUGGAUUUUUGGAAGGAAUCACAAAUAUAGUUCCAGCAUUGGGGGGUGUAAACCUCAAAGAACUUUUGGAUGAAGCAGCAGAUGAAGUUGGAGGAAAGCUGCUGUUAGAUUUUAAUGAUGCAAUGGGUGACAGGAUUCAGGUCUUUCUUGAAUGAAUUCAACACCAGUUAGCUUUUACGAGUCAACGGUUUGAAUUCAUCCUCCUUUGAUGGUAUGGAAAUUAAGACUCUUCCCUCUUGCUUUAGAGCGUUUCCUUCAACCUUGUUAGGUACGAUGAUUUGCUUUUUCCUCAAUAUGAAAGAGUAAGCAUUGUCUUGACCUGCAUAUGUAGCAUCCACACCAUAUUGUUAUGGAUGUCGAAGAAGAACAUGACAAACAUCCAUCUCAACUAUGUUAUAAAGGAUCUUAGAUUUGUAGGUUUUCCCUAAAGAUAAAGGUAGCUUACAUUGUUCUGUUAUUCUCAUAUUCAGACUAGUUUGAAUCUAAUCAAUACUAUAUGCAGUAGGAUAAGGUAUGGUUUCUGGCU